Ceraceosorus guamensis is the source of this 3326-nucleotide messenger RNA. RefSeq names its product putative glutamate dehydrogenase, NAD(+)-specific. The record is from RefSeq and is a predicted model, not a curated record. NCBI's taxonomy places the organism in Eukaryota, Fungi, Basidiomycota, Exobasidiomycetes, Ceraceosorales, Ceraceosoraceae. Gene Ontology annotation, cellular component: mitochondrion. The coding region runs from base 102 to 3269 and encodes 1055 amino acids. The transcript is spliced from 4 exons. Gene Ontology annotation, molecular function: L-glutamate dehydrogenase (NAD+) activity.
GUCAUUACAUCUACCUAAACCUCGCAUCAAGCCUCCUCUCAUCACCCAAGCACUCGAUACUUCUCCAAGAAGCGCCUGCAUUUCCGCCAGCGCUCCCAGUCAUGUCUACUCCACUGGUUCCAACCAUAUCGCCCCCGGGCGAGCCAAUAUCCAAAGCGGAGUCCGGCCUAUCCAGCUUGGCCAACGUCAGGUCCGCACUACUCUCGGUGCCUGGUAGCAAUGGCAGCCCUAGACCUACGACGCCAGAUCACAUUUUGGCAAACACCACUGGAUACACGGACACAGUAUUUGAGGGCAAGAGGGAUCAAGCUGCUGCUGUUACAAAGCUAUUGAAGGACAAAGGCUUCAUCCCGCCAGACCUCGUCGAUGCUGAAGUGCAGUGGUUCUAUCAAAACCUGGGCAUAGACGACACUUAUUUCGCUUUGGAGACGAUCGAGACGAUCUCAGAUCACGUCUUGGCUCUAUUUGGCGCCAAAAUCCAAGCUUACACCAAGCACAGCAAGGAUCUUGUGAUCGAUUUGGAGCACGCCACUGAGGGCGGAGCUGUUUUCAUUCAUUCCAGCAAAGCAGGCGAGAGCCAAAUUGGUGGCCCUCAGUGGGAGCGCAGGAUCGAUGCAACUUAUUUAGACAAGUCGUCCGUCUCCAAGGCUUAUAGGCUUGAGACCUAUCGAAGUGCCGGGAGCGUCUCAGCUCAAUCCAAGCAGCAACUUCGCUGCUACUUUUUGGCUCGAUGCAACUUCGCACAGCCGGUGCCAAGCCCCAGUUCUGCAGAGUACAGCGACAUCACAAAGGUGGGGGAUAAAACUUUCCUUACCAAAGCGAGUCCUAACACCCUAGAGAUCUAUCAGACGGUGAUGGACGAGGUGCUAAGGCGUCACGGACCAGUCAUUGAAAUGUAUGAGGUCGAAGGCUCUCGCGAGCGACGAGUGGUCAUUGGUUAUAGGAUGGGCACGACUACAAGCUACUUCAGCGCCUUGUCAGACCUAUACCACUUCUAUGGUCUCUUUAGUUCACGCAAGUACGUCGAACAGUUCAGCAACGGGGUCACGAUCAUCACAAUCUAUUUGAACCCUUUGCCGGCAUCGAAGAGCCCGCCGAUCGAGCUGUCUAUCUACCAGGUCAUCAAGGAAGCAUCGUUGAUCUACGUGCUGCCAGACAACCCCUUCUUCGCCCCUGGAUCCGCCGACCACGCAGUCCAAGAAGCGGCAUAUGCCUACUGUGGCUGGCUCUUUGCUCAACAUUUCUGCAACAGGCUUGGUCAGGCUUACCAAGCGUUGCGCAAUGUUCUAGAUGAGGCUAAUCCGGCGCACGCCUCCAUCCUGAACGACAUCAAGCUCCGCUUCCGUGAAGAGACUUUCACACGCCAAUCUAUCCAGGAGGUGAUGCAGUCACACCCGGAUCUCGUAAGGCUACUCUACGUUCACUUUGCCAAUGUCCACUAUCCAGGUGGUGCAGAUGAUCACGAGCUGGUACCAACUCUCAGCUACCAGAGAUUAGUCAAAGAAGAGGUGCUCAACGAUGGGCAGAUGUACGAUCGUAUCCGAAAGGCAGCUGCUAACCAGCAUGAACUGCAAGUACUCCAAGCUUUGCUGUUCUUCAACAAGGCCGUAUUGAAGACAAACUUUUACACGCCAACGAAGGUCGCUCUAUCUUUCCGUCUGGACCCUGGCUUCUUGCCGGAAGCAGAAUAUCCCAACAAGCCUUACGGAGUGAUUUUUGUUGUCGGCUCCGAGUUCCGUGGCUUCCACGUCCGCUUCGCUGACGUCGCUAGAGGCGGUAUUCGAAUCGUGCGAAGUCGCAAUCGCGAGAACUACAGCAUCAACCAGCGAACUUUGUUCGACGAGAACUAUGCCCUAGCGAGUACGCAGCAUCUGAAGAACAAGGACAUUCCGGAAGGCGGAAGCAAAGGUACCAUCUUGCCAACUCUCGAGGCAGACCCCAAGCUCGCGUUCGAGAAAUACAUUGACGCGCUGCUCGACAUCCUGAUCAAGGGGCAGACCCCUGGUGUCAAGGAAGAAAUUGUGGAUCUGCUCGGUAAAGAAGAAAUCCUGUUCCUUGGUCCCGAUGAAGGCACUGCGACUUUCAUGGAUUGGGCUGCCGAGCACGCUCGCGACCGUGGCGCACCUUGGUGGAAGUCUUUCACCACCGGAAAGACAGCCGCAACGCUGGGUGGAGUACCUCAUGACACUUAUGGCAUGACGAGUCUCUCUGUUCGGCAGUAUGAGCUUGGCAUCUUGCGAAAGCUCGGCUUGAAAGAGGAGACAGUGACCAAGGUACAGACUGGUGGUCCGGACGGAGAUCUCGGCAGCAAUGAAAUCCUGCUGUCGACUGCCUCCACAGUGACGAUCAUAGACGGCUCUGGCGUACUGCAUGAUCCCAAGGGAAUCGAUCGACGAGAGCUCAUUCGACUAGCGAAGGCACGCCAAAUGAUAUCAAGCUUCGACAUCACCAGACUUUCUGCUCAAGGGUACCGCAUCCUGGUGGAGGAGAAUGACGUUCGUCUGCCAACAGGCGAGAUCAUCACCGAUGGAAUGUCGUUCCGCAAUUCGGCGCACCUGCGAUACAAGGCGGAUAUGUUGGUCCCUUGUGGAGGCAGACCCGAGUCAAUUAACAUUUCCAAUGUCGGUCGAUUGUUUGAUGCAGACGGAAAGCCCCUCUUCAAGUACAUUGUCGAGGGUGCAAACCUCUUCAUUACAAGGCAGGCCAGGCUUGAGCUCGAGCGCAAAGGCUGCAUCCUCUAUCCGGACGCUAGCGCCAACAAGGGUGGCGUUACAUCCUCCUCGCUUGAGGUCCUGGCCGGCUUGUCGCUUACAGAUGAAGAGUACACGCGCAGGAUGAUGUUCACCAACGGAGCCCCAUCUUCCUUCUACAAGAGCUACGUGGCAGAUAUUCAGCACGUCAUCAUUGGCAACGCCGAAAAGGAAUUCGAAGCGAUCUGGCGCGAAGCUGAAAAGACGGGCAAACCUCGUUCGGUGCUGUCCUCUGAGCUUUCUCUUGCCAUCAACACUCUGUCCGACGAGUUGGCGGCUACGGACCUCUACGAUAAUCUAAACAUCAGAACGGCUGUGCUUAGUCACGUCUUCCCUAGAACCUUGCUGGAGAAGGUGGGUUUGGAAGAGCUCACGCAUAGAGUACCUGAUCAGUAUCUCCGAGCAGCGUUUGCGGCGUUCUUGGCAGCCGACUUUGUCUACACUAGAGGUCCUUCAGCAAGUCAUGUCGCCUUUUACAAACACGUCGCCUCCCUAUCGUCGGGCAAGUCCGCGCACUAGAUGCUUCACUACGAAGCUCUCUUUACCCGAAGGUGCUCGGCGCAACGUACUAUCCUG